Molecule: messenger RNA, 2817 nt
Organism: Myxocyprinus asiaticus (Chinese sucker)
Lineage: Eukaryota; Metazoa; Chordata; Actinopteri; Cypriniformes; Catostomidae
Product: trafficking protein particle complex subunit 12-like
Exons: 12
Coding region: 78-2477 (799 amino acids)
Cellular component (GO): TRAPP complex; Golgi apparatus
Molecular function (GO): protein binding
Source: RefSeq, a predicted model, not a curated record
GUCAAUACGCAUGCGUUUGUUUACACUGCUGUCAUCCUUGCGUUGAUUUCACUGAAGGGAACAGUCAGGCUGAAGUCAUGGACAGCAGUGAAGCUCCAGCUCAGAGGCCUGUUACUCUCGAUAUAGAUGGAGCAGGCGAGUCUAAGACACUUGAAUCACCUGCCCUGCCCCAGUCUGAUCUCUCAGGCCAGUCUCACCCUACAAAUGCCCCCUUCCAAGAGGAAAGCAUCGACCUGGACACUGAAGCGUUUGUUUCACCUCAGGAUGACAGAGCUAACUCUGAGAGCUUCAUAGAUAAGCUGAAUGACCAGAUGAUGGAGAGCGUGAUGAUUUCAGAUUCACCCAACAGCGAGGAGGAUGACAUCGUUCACAUUGACAUGCUGUUGGGGCAGAAUGAAGUUGGGGAGAACUUUGAUUCUAAACAUCCUGAUGGAGAGACAAGAAGAGAAGACGGAGGGGGAAAGACUGACAAUGCCACCCGUGCUAAUGCUGCUGAACCCAAGGAGGCAUGUACACCUUUAUUUAAAGAUGAAAAAGAGGAGGAGAAAAAUAUGGAGGCUCCUCAGACAGAUGAAAGAGAAAAUGAUGCCCAUACUACCCCAGACACCCCCAGAUCUGAGAGUCCCAAAACUCAGGAUACACCUCUUGAGAUAGGUACAGGUACGACCCCCAAAGAGAAGCCCAUCCCAGUGUGUACUAUCUUCAGCCAGGGUGUGCCUCCCAAAACACAAGCCCUGAUACCCGACGGCUUCCAGCCCACCUUGAUCAAGUCCCCAAGCUUUACCAUCAGCAACACAGAAACCCCAAAAAAACUCAUCCCUCAAGUGUGCCAGCCCAGUCCCAGCCUUAGUAAGUUCUUCAUGGAUAGUGGUGCGGUCAACCCCGCCUCGGAUUUCUAUGAUUCUUUCACAACCUCUACGUCUUUCAUAUCAAUCAGCAACCCAAAUGCAGAGUCACCCAAGGGAGCGGUCCCUUCAGAAUCUCAGCUCUUGUCUGGCACCAGCAGUGCACCUGAUUCUGGAGCCCUGGAGGCUCUGCCCGCCAGCACAUACUUCAGCCCGGUUCCGAAGCCUCAAGCAAUUCCUGUGGACACUACGGCAUCUAUGAGCAAGCUCCAGGCUGUGUUCUCAGGUGUUGAUGACCUCUUCGCAAGCGCACUGAGCACCAGUGAGGUGGAUAAGCGCUAUGAUGCAUGGCUUCCCUCGGAGGAGACGAGGAGAGUACUGAUAUCAGUGGCCACACAGCAGGUUAACCCAGUGCAUAUUGAGAGAGAGCAGCUGGCCAUGCCCGGACUCAAGUUUGACAACCUGCAGAGCGAUGCUGUGAAGGAUCUGAUGCAGCGCUUUCUGGGUGACCAGGCGGCCGUGAAGAGACAGGUGCUCUCAGCCAAUUCAGUGGAGCAGAACUUCCUGGGUCUCAAACGGCUAAUUAGCACUAAGAACUGGAGGGCAGCUGUGGAUUUGACAGGCAGACUGCUGACAGCUCACGGUCAGGGCUACGGCAAGAGCGGACAGCCCACCAACCACACCACAGACUCCUUACAGCUGUGGUUUGUGCGUCUGGCUCUUCUGGUAAAGCUGAACCUCUUUCAGAAUGCUGAACUGGAGUUUGAACCCUUUGGAAAUCUGGAUCAUCCUAACCUGUACUAUGAAUACUACCCGACUGUAUACCCCGGAAGACGAGGUUCAAUGGUGCCAUUCUCUAUGCGUAUCCUGCAUGCUGAGCUCCCUCAGUACUUACAGAAGCCGCAGGAAACUCUGGACCGCCUGCACAGAAUAAAGAGCGUCUGUCUGAAGAUCCUGAGUAACCUGCAAGAGGGUUUAGCUGAGGACGGCAGUAUGGUGAACCUCAAACAGCAGAACAGACAAGCGUCGCUGCAGCUGUGGAGGUCUCGUCUGAGCAGGGCGAUGUACUCCAUGGCAAACUGUCUGCUGAUGAUGAAGGACUAUGUUCUGGCAGUGGAGACAUAUAAAUCCAUUAUCGAGUAUGAGCCAGAGCAAAAAGUGCAGCUGCUGAGUGGAAUCGGACGCAUUUUCUUACAGAUCGGCGACAUCAGAACUGCUAAGAAGUAUUUUCAGGAUGUGGAAAAGGCCUGUCAAUCAAAGGGAAUAACACCUAAUGAAGACACCUCAGUUCUGAUGAACAGGGCUUUUGUUUAUCUCAGUCAGAAUAAUUAUACAGAUGCACACACGUGUUUUUCCAGCACCUUAAAAACUGAUCCCAAGAACCCUGUGGCAAGCAACAAUGCUGCUGUGUGUCUGCUCUAUUUGGGAAGGUUAAAGGAGUCCCUAGGUCAGCUGGAGAGCCGUGUGCACCAGGACCCAGCACUCUACUUGCACGAGAGUGUGCUGUUCAACCUCACCACCAUGUACGAGCUGGAGUCGUCCCGCAGCAUGCAGAAGAAACAGGCUCUGCUCGAGGCCACGGCCUGCCGAGAGGGAGACAGCUUCAACAUCCAGUGCCUCAAGCUAGUAUGAGACACCACAAAGACACCCACAAUCCAACACGUAGGACAUUACUUGAAGUCGGGCAUGAAUGUACAUGUGGCUGUAGUGAAAACACUGUUCAUCUUUUGUAUUUGAAGCUUUUAGAAAAUGAUGUUUGUUAUUCCUACAGUGUACAGGCAGGACCAAAGGUAACUUGUUAACUCGAUGUUUGACAGAAAAAAAGGGUUAAGCACCUUACCAAUUCUUCAAGAAUCACGAUAAAUGCUUUUUAAAUGCAUUAAAUGAUUGUUUUCAUAAAGUGAAAACUAAUUACAACUGUUCUGUGUAAUUCUGAAUUUAAAAAAAGGAGAUCUUGUUAAUAAAUGUUUGA